Molecule: messenger RNA, 1880 nt
Organism: Hirundo rustica (Barn swallow)
Lineage: Eukaryota; Metazoa; Chordata; Aves; Passeriformes; Hirundinidae
Gene: TMEM139
Product: transmembrane protein 139
Exons: 3
Coding region: 148-864 (238 amino acids)
Source: RefSeq, a predicted model, not a curated record
AACAGGAAGCACCAGUGCACAUUUUUCCUUGUGAUGAAGAGAGAAGUUAAAACAUGAUUGCUUGUACCUACCGAAUCCUCUUUCUGAUGUCUGUCCCUGCAAGUGCCCAUCUGUUUUCAAGCGCCUGCUACCACCAUCCCUUCUGCCAUGUGGUUAGAGACACGCUGGAAGAACAUCCGCCAAACCUUGCUGCUUCUGUUCACCGCUGCUCUUCUCAUCGGGGUCACCAUGCUGGCCAUCUCCUCUAACAUCAACCCAGUAGGCUAUUUCUUCCUCGGGGUAGGGGGAGUGUGCCUGGUCGGCUAUUUGCUGAGUGUGUUUGUCGAGUGUUACCUGAGGAAUCAACACCGGCAUGACGCAAAUGAAAUGCCUCCAAACAGGCAAAGCCAAGCAGGGGUGAACGCUGCCUACGAAGCACCUACCUAUGAGGAGGUGAUGACCAUGUCAGCUCCAGCAAUAUGGACAAUUACAUCCAACCCAGGCUCCGUGCCCUCGCCGCUGAGCGAGCCUCCCCCGUACAACGUCGUUAUUGAAUCCUCUGCCCAACGAGAGAUGAUGGCAGAGGCUCUCCGGGGGCCAGCGCCACCAGACACAACACACACCUCACAGACAGACACGGGCUCCAGGAUGCGGCUGCAGCUGGUGCUGCCCCCAAGACUGCAGCGGUUUGUUUCGGACAUCCAUGAGGAGAAAAACGUCGAAGAAAGGUUUGAACCACUGGAGCCACUCACUCCGCCACCUGCUUAUGAGACUGCCAUCAGUGAUGAGGUCUUUCAAGAUGCUCACCAGCCCUCUGCAUUAGGACUGAUUUCGCCUUUCAUGAAUACAGAAACAAACCCUCACCCCACUACAGGAUGCUCCUAAGAGGGAUGGUAAAACGGCUGAUAAUGUUUUCCCUAAAAGUUUGUCUCACCAUUCUUUGAACCAGAAUUGAACUACAGGCACAGCUUCUGCUGUUACUAGAAGCUUUUUGCACAAAAUAUAAAUCAAUGCAAUACCACACUGCUUUGUCUUGGCAGAUACAUAAAAGUACUGUGAGGAAAGAGGUGUUAUGUAUGUCAACAUUCUCCAACUAGAGAUACACCUGUAUGGGAGAGGAGAAGUAAAUCCUGAGAGGAAAUAAGGUUGCCAAAAGACCUCUGAAGAAGGACGGUAGGAUGCAGCUGGAAAAAUCUGCCUGGGAAAGGGGAGGAAUAGAAACAACACUAAGCACAUUCUGCCUGUGCAUUGCAAACACCAAUAUCGCUGAGUGCUGUGUGGUCAUCAACCUUGAAAUCCCUACAGAGAGAACAAGCCUGUGCUCCCCAUGUUGCUGUUUUGCAGCAACACAAAUUUAUGGUCUGAGCUGUUUGUUACCAUCCCUCUGCCACACCUGCUCCACAUUCUCAACUGUGCUACAUAGGAGUGUGACUGAGGGGAGAGUGUCUGACUGCAUCUGGAAGCUGCUCCCACCUGAUACCUGAACUUAGGGUUGAAAAGCUGAUAGUAUGCAUCAAAUGACUUCUGCUGUUCACAAAGUUCUCAUCCCACACAGCCAGUGGUGGACAAGAGGGAGAUAAGUUUUCCCCCUGCAAGAGAGGCCAGCGAUGGGAUACAUACACAUGUAAGCAUCCUCUGCUUGGACUUCAUGGCUCUACCACAGGGCGUAUGUCUGCUGUUUUACAGAUGUGUUCUUAAUAGGUGGCCUGAGACACUUCAUUGUCAUCAUGCACAGAAAGGCCAAAGCUCCUCCAGCUCUCUGGGCUCUGGUAAGGUCCAAUUUGCCUGCCAAGGCAAAGGAGCACCUGAGGACAACAGUCCCAAGACACAUUUGGCCUUCAUCAUGAUGGUUCUAGGCUGUAGGCUGGUUCUAGCUCUCACUGAUCAGUGACGCUGCGCCU